Molecule: messenger RNA, 2442 nt
Organism: Saitoella complicata NRRL Y-17804
Lineage: Eukaryota; Fungi; Ascomycota; Saitoellomycetes; Saitoellales; Saitoellaceae
Exons: 4
Coding region: 130-2385 (751 amino acids)
Biological process (GO): chloride transport; transmembrane transport
Cellular component (GO): Golgi apparatus; membrane; early endosome
Molecular function (GO): voltage-gated chloride channel activity
Source: RefSeq, a predicted model, not a curated record
AGCAGAGCAAUUUACAUGAUGCCCGCACAGACCUCCAAUUGCAAGUCCGUUUCGCUCCACCUCCCUUUAUAAUGGGCUCCCUCUCUGAGUCGUCCAACUCUCACUUCUACGCUUCCUGGUUCAACAGAGAUGCAAUUGACGGUUCCCAACAACGAGUCCGGUGAACAUACUCCCAUCCUUCGUGACCAUCGUGCUCGGUUCCAAGCCUUAACGCCCGCAAGUUCUCCACCUGGUGCCAAGCAUCAUGGACUUAGGCCGGUUGCUAGCCGAUCAUCGCUCUCCCGCCGCUCGAGUAAUAUCAGCAGUCGCUUCUUCCAGCCUCGAGCAAGCGAGUACGAUGCUGCUGAUAACGGAUUGUAUGCCAGCGUCGGCGCGCGUCAGUGGUACGCGGAUUAUACCACCAUCGACUGGCUACAUGAUGUUGUUAAAGAUGGCUAUCGCAAGGCACAUCUCCAACAGCUGAAGGGCGUCCGCGGCCAUCUCGUCAAUUCUUGGGACGCCGUGCAGGGUUAUCUGCUUGUCGCCAUAAUUGGAAUUGUCACUGCUGCAAUUGCUUACUGCAUUGAUGUCACUGAGUCACUCCUUUUCGACUUGAAAACUGGCUAUUGUACUAGCAACAUUCUCGUAAAUAAGCAUGCAUGCUGUGCUGGAAGCUCUUCGGAAGCUUGCGGUGAAUGGGCGAACUGGUCCCAGUCUAUUCUAGAGACGGGCAGCGAGAGUUUUGAGUACUGCAUUUACAUUCUGUUCGCCGUCAUCUUCGCGGUCUCAGCUUCGUUACUCACUAUGACAACCGCGUCGGAACGCCCUUCUGGCAAAAUUUUCUACCUCGCUGCUGGAAGCGGCAUUCCUGAGGUGAAAACCAUUCUGUCUGGCUUUGUUAUUCGUGGCUUUCUGGGAUUUCGUACACUUAUUGUCAAGGCAGUGGGACUGACGCUUGGGGUUGCCUCCGGUUUGUCCCUUGGCAAAGAAGGCCCGUUCGUGCACAUCGCCUGUGCAGUAGGGAACAUCUUCUGUCGGCUGUUUCGAAAGUUUCAUUUCAACGAAGGAAAGAGAAGACAGAUCCUUUCUGCGAGCUGUGCUGCUGGCGUGGCCACGGCCUUUGGCGCACCGAUCGGUGGUGUUCUAUUCAGUCUUGAAGAGGUCUCCUAUUACUUUCCUUCGAAAGCGAUGUGGAGAGCCUUCUGCUGUGCGGUUACUGCAGCUCUUACCCUCAAAUUUCUCAAUCCGCACGCUACCGGUGAACUCACUUUGUUGAAGCUUGACUUUGAGCGGUCCUGGACUGGUCCUGAUCUGGUGGUAUAUGUCGUUAUAGCGUUUAUUGGCGGUAUAUAUGGGGCAUUAUUCAAUAACCUGAACACUCUAUGGACGAGACGAAUCCGCGCGGGACCGAUCUUGUCAGGAAACUCACCAGCCCCUGUCGUGAAGGAAGAAAACGAUCUGUGUCCUGCUAACGAGUAUGAGAUCACCAAAGUCCUUGGACAUCUGCUUAUGGCACUUAUUAUGAAGAUCAUGUUGACGGUAUGCACCUUCGGAUCAGCCAUCCCUGCCGGCAUCUUCGUUCCCACGAUGGUUGUGGGGUCUUUGAUCGGCAGAAUGGUAGGACUCGCCUUACAUUACGUUCACCUGAAUCAUACACUUGGUUUUUUUGAGCCAAACCAUUCUCCAGCUGCAUAUGCUAUGUUAGGCGCCGCCGCAACGCUUGCUGGCGUGACAAAAAUGACCGUUAGUCUCAGUGUCAUCUUGUUCGAGUUGACGGGUUCUCUGGAUCUCGUCAUGCCGUUCAUGCUUACAUUGCUUGUAUCUAAAUGGGCAUCCGAUGCCAUCGAUCGCUUGUCCAUAUAUGAAAAGGUUAUCAACGCCAAGGAGCUUCCGUAUCUGGAGAACCAUGCUAUUGCUUCCAUCGCCGAAGCUGCCGAGCUUCUUCCUCCGGGGAGACCCCGUGAAGCUAUCACACUCGAAUUGCAAGGCCGCUAUGUCUCCGCUUUCGUUCUGCGCGAGAAAAUCGACGACCUUGAGACCCUUGGCGAGGAUGAUGUCGGUCUCUGUCUUGUUGGCUCUGGGUUGUUGAGAGGCUAUCUCGGCUUAAAGGAGAUCAAAGCAUGCUUAGAGUUGAUCACCGAUGAAUCGGCUUUAUGCACAAUUGACCUCGAAGGCCCAGGAAAUGAAUCCUUAGGGAUCGAAUGGGAGCAACUCGUCGUGGAUCCAGCGAAUCUCACGCCUUAUGUUAACCGUACCCCCCUCACCCUCCAUCACUCGGCCCCAGUUACGCUUGCUUUUGAGAUGUUUAACAAGCUUGGCCUGGCAUACCUUUGCAUUAUGGAUGGCCCAGACCUUGUCGGUGUCGUGACAAAGAAGGAUAUCCUCCGCUAUCUGAAAGGUCGUUGAGGAGAGAGUCUGCACAAAAUAUGGGUGAAGGAGAAUAGUAGAUGCUCAAGUAGGUCG